AUGGCAGACCCGCUGCUCAACACGCUGUGCAGCAUCUGCCACAUCAGCACGCCCAAGUACACCUGCCCGGGAUGCAACACGCACACGUGCUCGCUGGAAUGCAACAAGAAACACAAGUCCUGGGCCAACUGCUCCGGGAAGCGCGACCCGACGGCCUACAUGCCCCCCUCAAAACUCAAGACCGCCGCCGGCAUCGACCACGACUACAACUUCCUCUCCGCCAUCGAGCGCGAGCGCGAGCGCAACCAGCGCGAGAUCGUCGACGAGCGCGGGCUCUUCUCGCAGAAGGAGCUGGGCAGCCAGCUCGACGACCCCUUCAGCUUCCGCAAGCAGUGGUUCGGCGAUGACGUCCGCUUCCACCCCGUCGGCGGCGGCGGCGGCGGCGGCGAGCCUAGGAUGUUCGCUUCCGACGGCGAGGACAGCGGCGAGGACGGGGCGGGGCCAGGGGCAGAGGCGAGGCACAACAGGAGGAACAUACCCGCCAAGGCGAGCCAGCUCACGCAGCGCGUCCGCCAGCGCCUCGCGGCCGAGAACGUGCGGGUGGUGCAGAUGCCCGUCGGGAUGACGAGGCAGAGGGAGAACACGACCAUGUGGAACCGCAAGGCCAGGCGGAUCAACUGGUGCGUCGAGUGGAUGCUGUAUGGAGACAGUGGCAGCGGCGACGGGAAGGAAGAGGAAGAGGCGGGGCUCAACAAGAAACCCACGAGGAUACGCCACAACGCGCUCGAGACGAUGCCGCUGUACAAGGCGCUGGGGAACUCGGUGGCCUGGUACAAGAAGGGCCAGGAGGCGGGCGACGACGCGGCGGACGACGAGGACGUCGAGCCCGCGCAGGCAGGGCGGCGCAAGAGGGUCCUGAUCCGCGAGGUCAAGGAGACCGAGCAGCGAGGCGGCGGCGGCGCGAUGACGAUGAUGAUGCAGGACGGCGGCUCCGCGACGUGGCACCCCAGGACGCAGUACCCGACCCAGAGUCCCUUCACGGCCGCGUGGUCCAGCGACGCCGGCGCGACCACGACGUCGUGGGACGCAGACGGGGAGGUCGAGGCGCGCAGGCGCCACAGGUUCUACCUGCUCCGGCCGCUGACGGUCGCGGGCAAGUCCAAGGAGCUGAUCCCCGUGUCGGCGACCGAGGACCUCAGCGCCGCGCUGGCCGGGCGCACCGUCCUCGAGUACCCCACCAUCUACGUGCUCCCUCCUCCUCCUCGCCCCUCGGCCGACCCUGCCUCCUCCACGGCGGAGACGGCAUCACCACCGCUUCCAGAGGGCCACGUCCUCGGCUCGACGGAGCGCCGCCCACCCCCGAAAAGGCAACAACAACAACAACAAGCCGCGGCGGCGGCGAAACGCAAGGCCGCCCCGGGGUCCAGAGACGAUCCCACGUCGCGGCAGCAGCCAUCACAGAAGCGCCAGGCCAUCAGCGGCGGGGGCAGAGGCGCAGGCGAGGCCGGGCUCCCGGUGCGACAGUCUGACAGGAGCCAGCGCGGCCGCGGCAACGCGACCACCUCCGCACGAGGGCGGGGCCGGGCUGGUCGCGGCGGGGCAGGAAGGCCCACCCCAGGGCGACGACACGCCGGGGCGGCGGACCCGGAUGCGGAGGAGGGCGAGGUCAACAGCGACGGGGACGAGGUCAUGGCUGCGGCGGCGGCGGCGGCGGCGGCAGAGCGCGCGGACACUAGCAGUAGUGACCCGGACAGCAGCGGCUCGAGCGACGAUGACGACGAGGAGGACGACGACGCGCAGGACAGCGGCUUCUGGCGGGCUUCAGGCCGGCCGCGAGGGGGUGGGAUGGUUGUUGAUGAUGGUGAUGAAGGAGCCAAAAACAACAGCAGCAGCCCGCGCAAGGCCGACACCACCGCCUCGGCGCAGGCGGCACAGGCCCUCCAAGGGAACGGCACCAAGAAACCCGGCGGGGGCGGCGGUAUGGGCCUGGUAGACUACGGCUCGGACAGCAGCGGGGAGGAGGAGGACGGGUCCGAGGAUGACGGGGACGCCGACCCUGCGACGCUGAAGCCUGAGAACCCGGAGCUGGUGGCCGGUGCCAUCCAGGAGAUUGUCGGCUUGCUUUCGUGA
This is a messenger RNA of Diaporthe batatas, 2070 nucleotides long. RefSeq lists its product as uncharacterized. Bases 1 to 2070 code for a protein of 689 amino acids. NCBI's taxonomy places the organism in Eukaryota, Fungi, Ascomycota, Sordariomycetes, Diaporthales, Diaporthaceae. The record is from RefSeq and is a predicted model, not a curated record. Gene Ontology annotation, cellular component: pre-snoRNP complex; nucleus. The transcript has a single exon. Gene Ontology annotation, biological process: snoRNA localization; box C/D snoRNP assembly; maturation of LSU-rRNA from tricistronic rRNA transcript (SSU-rRNA, 5.8S rRNA, LSU-rRNA).